UACACUUUGAUAUCUGUCAAAUUAUCCAGUUGUAUUUUUGCAAUUAUCUAUUGCCGGAAUAUUUUUCACUGAUAAUAAUAAUUAGUGUACUGUAAUACUGUAGUGAGUCAGUUUACUAUAUUAUAUGUGAAUUGUGAAUUUUAUAAGAAGUCGAUUGAGUUUAUUCUUAUUAAUUUUAAACAAUGGCUAGAAAAAAGAAAGGACAAAACAAAAAUGACCAAGCAGGAGGUGAUUCUUCUGCUACCCACCCAGAUACUCCUGGACCCUCAUCUGCACCUCAAGGUCCUGGUGGAGAUAAUCCUCAAUCACAACAGAAACCCACAGGGGUAGGUUCAUCACAACAGGAACAAAGCUCACUUGGUAAGCAGGAACAAGAUCAAUGGCAACAGCAACAAAGUCGAGGGAAAAAACAGCAAAAAUCAACCUCUGGAGAAGCGCCACCACAGCAAAAGGUCCCUCCUGAAGGAGCACCACAACAGCAAGGUGCCUGGCAAAGAGGAGCACCUCAACAACAAACUGCUUGGCAAGGAGGAGCACCUCAACAGCAACAAACUGCUUGGCAGGGAGGAGCUCCACAACAAGGACGAGGACAACAACAGGGUCAAGGGCGGGGGCAACAACAAGGGCGAGGACAGCAACAGGGUCAAGGACGAGGACAACAACAGGGUCAAGGACGAGGACAACAACAGGGUCAAGGGCGAGGACAGCAACAGGGUCAAGGACGGGGGCAACAACAGCAGAGGAGUCCUCCUGGAUUGGCACCACAACAGCAGGGUCAAGGACAAGGGCAACAGCCACAAAGAGGACCCCCUGGGUUGGCACCACAGCAGCAGGGACAAGGACAACAAUCCGCUUGGCAACAACAACAAAGAGGGCCCCAUGGAUUGCCACCACAGCAACAGGGUCAAGGACAAGGGCAACAAUCCGCUUGGCAACAACAACAAAGAGGACCCCCAGGAUUGGCACCACAGCAGCAGGGUCAAGGGCAACGGCAACAAUCUGCUUGGCAACAACAACAAAGAAGUCCUCCUGGAUUGGCACCACAGCCGCAGGCUCAAGGACAAGGGCAACAGCAACAAAGAAGACAACAACAACCAUUCGAACAGCCAAGGACCUCUUCCCAACAACAAGGUCCACAGCAGCAACAGGCUCAAUCUGUGGUACCAUAUGAAUCUGGUCUUCAAACCAAGAUGCAAAAGUUGUCUACCCAAGGUCGUUUGGGGGGAACCAAAGGAAGAAAAAUUAUGGUGGAAACAAAUUACCUGUCCAUUGACUUUGGCAAAUUGACAAAAGCCUUCCAUUAUGAUGUACAAAUAACACCUGAUACACCCAAAAGAUGGUUGCGUCAAGUUUUUGAAGAAGUCAGAAGAAUACAUUUUCCCAAAAACUACCUUGCAUUUGACGGAAAAAGAAAUAUGUACAGUGCCGUUGAAUUGAUGCAGCGGAAUGAUGCUGUAAAUGCAGAGAUCCAGUUUACAGUCCCAAAUGAAUCCAAAACGAAAGACUACAAGGUAAGCGUGAAAUUUGCAAGUGAAGUAGAUCUGAGCCCACUUCGAAACAUGAAGGCAAACUCCUCUCAGCAAGCAAUGCAAUGUGCCGAGAUCGUUUUACGAAGCGCUCCUUCCAUGAAGUGUAUUCAGGCAGGCAGAAGCUUUUUCACGCAACCUCCAGGGGUCAUAAACUUAGGGGAAGGCAUGGAAAUGUAUUACGGAUUCUAUCAAACCGUUGUUAGAGGAUGGAAGCCAUUCUUUAAUGUGGAUGUUGCUCAUAAAGCUUUUCCUAAAAGGAUGAACGUUAUAGACCUAAUUGCGGAACUUGCAAGUGAUUGGAGAACAACAGUUACUCGAGAUAAUUUGAAAGAUCGAGAUCUUGAUCCUAGAGUAGCUGAAAAGCUGACUAAAUUCUUGAGGACUUUACGAAUCAGUUACGAAAUGCCUGGAAUGAAAAGAGAGUAUAGGGUGAACGGAAUAGGUGCAUCUUCGAGAAAAACUAUGUUUUCUCCAGAUGGUAGUAGACCAAUAUCGAUCGAGGAAUACUUCCUACAGAAAAAAAAUUACAAAUUGAAUUACCCAUUGAUGCCUACAAUUUGGGUUGGCAGUCCUCAAAGAAAAGAUAAAAUUUUACUACCAGCCGAACUGUGCACAGUGUUAGAAAAGCAAGCUGUCAAUCGCAAAAUGACUGAUAAUCAAACGUCAAAUAUGAUUAAAUUUGCAGCAACUUCAACUCAAAUUAGGAAGGACAAAAUAAUGAAUUCAUUGGCGAAUACCAGACAUAACGAAGAUGCCUGCAUUAGGGAAUUCGGUUUCAGGAUAAAUAACGAUUUUGAAAGAGUCGAAGCAAGAGUUCUUCAACCACCUGCACUGGAAUAUGGUAAUGGCGUAACUUGUAUGCCUAGUAAAGGAGUUUGGAGGGCGGAUAACAAUAAAUUUUUCAAAGGCGCAACGAUGGCUUCAUGGAUCAUUAUUUCUACAUCUGGAAAUCUAAGUAGAGAAUGUUCGAAUCUGGCUAAUUUGAUAUCAAAUCAAGGUGCUAAAAGUGGCAUGAGAUUGUCUCCUACUCCAGGACCUUUCGACUUUGUGCAAAACAGGUUUGUUCAACCAAAGGACGUAGUUAAUAUCUUGCAAAAAUACCAUGAUAAGUAUGAUAUAAUUUUCGUUAUAAUUCCUGAUAGUGGUCCCAUCUAUUCUCACGUCAAAAAAACUGCAGAGAUAAAUCUGAAUUGUCUCACGCAGUGUAUAAAGCAGAGAACGCUGAGGAAAAUGAGUCCGUCUACGGUUGGCAAUAUAUUACUCAAAGUGAACAGUAAAUUAAGUGGUACCAACCACUGUUUGAAAUUUAAACCGCCCAUACUGUCGGAACCUUGUAUGAUAAUGGGGGCCGAUGUAACACAUCCAAGUCCAGAUUCCACCAGUAUUCCCAGCGUUGUAGCUGUUACAGCAUCUCAUGACCCGCAAGCUUUGUUUGGAUAUAACAUGUGUUGUCGCCUCCAACUACCUACCGUCGAGAUUAUUGAAGAUCUGGAGGAAAUAACCAAAGAACACUUGAUGUACUUCUACAAGAUGAACAAUGGUCAAAAACCCUAUAGAAUAAUAUUCUUCAGGGAUGGCGUUUCGGAAGGACAGUUCAACGAAGUGAAACAGAUAGAAUUGUCGGCUAUCAAGAGAGCCUGCAAGAAAAUGCAGGAUGGUUACGAGCCUGCCAUCACGUUCAUAGUAGUACAAAAGAGACACCACACACGAUUUUUCCCUAAUAAAAAGGAUUCCGACGACAGAAAUUGUAAUGUACCAGCUGGAACCUGUGUGGAUACCGUGAUUACCAGUCCUAACGUGCAAGAUUUCUAUCUGGUUUCACACGCUAGUAUUCAGGGAGUGGCGAAACCUACCAAAUAUUCUACUUUGUGGGACGAAAACGAUAUGAGUUACGACACCGUAGAAGAGCUAGCCUACUAUUUGUGUCAUCUUUUCUCCAGAUGUAAUAGGUCAGUCAGUUACCCUGCACCCACCUACUAUGCCCAUUUGGGGGCAGCAAGAGCUAAGGUAUACAUUGAGAAUGACACAAUAAACUUUAACGACUUGAAAAAAGAAGAGAGGAAAUUGAAUAAUGAAAAAAUAAGGAAGGAAAAUCCUAUGUUUUUCGUUUAGAUUGGGGAUGUGUAGUCGUCCAUAUUAUAAUAUCUUCCGCUGACUAAGCUAGAUGUGGUUAUAACGUACAUUCUUCAAUGGUUAGGAGAUACUUUGUUAUUGUUGAAAUCAAUUGAUGCUGUUGCUUUCUCUGCUUAUAUAAUUAAAUUAACAUUAACUCUCUGAGGAGUAUUGUAAUCUUUAUUAGGGACUAACUCUGAAUAUUAGAAAUAUAUUUUACUUUCAAUUAUUGUAGUUUUUUGAUUUGUAAGAUGUAUUUUGUUGAAUAUAUAUUUAUACAAAUAUAUCGAUGGGUAAUAAAAUUUUUGUGUUGGAA
Molecule: messenger RNA, 3957 nt
Organism: Harmonia axyridis
Lineage: Eukaryota; Metazoa; Arthropoda; Insecta; Coleoptera; Coccinellidae
Product: protein argonaute-2
Exons: 5
Coding region: 183-3641 (1152 amino acids)
Molecular function (GO): RNA binding; protein binding
Source: RefSeq, a predicted model, not a curated record